GAUGAGAACGGCCAAACACCACUAUUCUUUGCUGCUCGAUAUGGGCAUACAGCUGUUGCCAAACUGCUACUCCAUCAUGGCGCUGAAGUUGAUGCAAAAGAUAGAUAUUACAGAACACCGCUGUCAUGGGCUUCUACAUGGGGGCAUGCAACUGUUGCCAAACUGCUACUCCAGUGUGGUGCUAAAGUUGACGCGAAAGAUAUGUUUUGCCGGACACCGCUAUUACUAGCCGCUAAACAUGGGCAUGCAGCUGUUAUCGAACUGCUACUCCAUCGCGGUGCUAAAAUUGACAUGAAAGAUAAAUCUGGUGAAACCGCGCUAUCAUGUGCUGCUACUGAGGGGCAUGAAGGUGUCAUCCUAUUGCUACUCCAGCGCGGUGCU
Aspergillus steynii IBT 23096 is the source of this 381-nucleotide messenger RNA. Its product is annotated as ankyrin repeat domain-containing protein. The record is from RefSeq and is a predicted model, not a curated record. The annotation marks the transcript as partial. The transcript has a single exon. Gene Ontology annotation, molecular function: protein binding. Lineage: Eukaryota; Fungi; Ascomycota; Eurotiomycetes; Eurotiales; Aspergillaceae. Gene Ontology annotation, cellular component: cytoplasm; nucleus.